This is a messenger RNA of Colletotrichum costaricense, 885 nucleotides long. Its product is annotated as tRNA intron endonuclease. Gene Ontology annotation, biological process: tRNA-type intron splice site recognition and cleavage; tRNA splicing, via endonucleolytic cleavage and ligation. NCBI's taxonomy places the organism in Eukaryota, Fungi, Ascomycota, Sordariomycetes, Glomerellales, Glomerellaceae. The transcript has a single exon. Gene Ontology annotation, molecular function: nucleic acid binding; tRNA-intron lyase activity. Gene Ontology annotation, cellular component: tRNA-intron endonuclease complex. Bases 1 to 885 code for a protein of 294 amino acids. The record is from RefSeq and is a predicted model, not a curated record.
AUGGCAGCAGCAUUGGAAGACCCUUCGGUCCCUCCCGUGCGCAUCUCCAAGAUCGCAGAUCGCUACCUCGUCUUCGACGCUGAAGAUGUGGCCACAAUUAGGCGCAGCCACAACAUCUGCUCCGUUCUGGUGGGAACGACCCCGCAGAACCCAACACAAAACGUGUUUCUCAGUCUGCCGCUGGAGUUGCUACCCGAGGAGGCCAGCGUGCUCAUCGAGAACAAGGUAGGCCGCCUCGUCGAAGAGGCUUCGCAUCACCUGUCGUCCCUACGCUCUCCGGACAAGGCCACCCGCCAGGCCUACAUUGCACUACUGAAAGAACGUCGAAGCAAGGCGCAGAAGCUGCUGGCAGAGGAUCAGGCCAAGAAGGCAGCUACGGAACAGACGCGGAGGAACAAGGGCGCCAAGUCGGCCGCGGCCCAGCCAAAACCUGGUUCCGAGGUGGAUGAUUCUCUGUUUGGAAGUGCCGUUCCAGACAAGAGCUCCAAACCCCGUGAUGGCGUGGAUGCCAAGCCGUCCGUGGCAGUCACGCCGACAACCAGCGAAGGUCUCCUCGUGCCUUUAGGCGAAGUUGAGGAAACAGUGCCUCAACCUCUCGCCGGGCCGUUGCACCAACACUUGCAGUCUAGAGGAUACUUCAUGACUCCUGGUCUACGUUUUGGCGCUGAUUACAGUGUAUACCCGGGUGAUCCAUUGCGGUAUCACGCCCAUUUCCUCGCUACAAACUACGAUUGGGAUGAGAAGAUACCGAUGCUUGACAUCGUCGGCAGUGGCCGUCUGGGAACUUCAGUGAAGAAGGGCUUUUUGUUUGGCGGAGAGGUUCCCGACGUCAACGGUGGUACGAAGCAUGUGCGCGCAUUUUGCGUUGAAUGGGCAGGAAUGUGA